AUGGACACGCCUGACCUGGUCUCCCCGAGUCCCAUCACCUGUGGGCCCUGCCCCACCACAUGGUACAUUCCCAGCACCUCUCAGCAACCCCGCAGUUACCCCUCUGUCAUCCCCUCCUCCUGCACCAACUUUUCAUACACUGGAAAAGAAGUUCUUCAGUUUGCCGAGAUUACAUCUUGGCUGGUGAUUCUGACCUGCUCCAGCACCUCCACACCAGUAUCCUCCUGCCUGCUGGUGGUUGAGAUGAUCCUUGCCACUAUCUUUUUUGCCAUCAACAUGUGUGACCUACAAACCAAGAUAGAAACCAUCAACUGGCCUUGGAGUGAUUUCUUGCAGACCCUCACAGUGGCCAUCCUCUAUCUGAUCACCUCCACUGUUGUCCUUAUGGAGAGAGAAAACCACUCCCAAAUUGUCACAGGGUUACUGGGCCUAAUCGCUACCUGCUUCUUUGGCUAUGCUGCCUAUAUGAUGCCUAUGAUCACCUUACCCUAGAGACAGUAAAGACAUACAGCAGCCCCCACUGACCUUGCAGAUGGCGUAGUGUAG
Messenger RNA from Lutra lutra (Eurasian river otter), 546 nucleotides. RefSeq names its product proteolipid protein 2-like. The record is from RefSeq and is a predicted model, not a curated record. Gene Ontology annotation, cellular component: membrane. The transcript is spliced from 2 exons. NCBI's taxonomy places the organism in Eukaryota, Metazoa, Chordata, Mammalia, Carnivora, Mustelidae.